This is a messenger RNA of Canariomyces notabilis, 790 nucleotides long. RefSeq lists its product as uncharacterized. NCBI's taxonomy places the organism in Eukaryota, Fungi, Ascomycota, Sordariomycetes, Sordariales, Chaetomiaceae. The record is from RefSeq and is a predicted model, not a curated record. The coding region runs from base 440 to 697 and encodes 85 amino acids. The transcript is spliced from 2 exons.
UCACGACCUCAGGAUUACUCUGGUGUUUGACAACCAGAUCACACAUUCUAAGUAUGAGACCUGCGCUCUUCCAACUGAGCCAAGCUCCCUCUGGAUGACGAUUUCGCACAUUUGCCGGUACUUAGGGAGGCUGCAUGCCCGCGCCAAGCUUAUGAGCUAUGACGACAUCAUUGCCACCAAGACCUUCAAGACAGCGGACACCAACAUUCUUUGGAGACAAAGCCAGAGACGCCAUCGGACAUGCCGUAGCAGCGUAGGUAAAUUCAUCUGAAAUCUGAGGGCCAGGCCAGAUUUUCGCUGGAUCCAUCACAAAUACUGUCGAUCACAAACGUCGCAUUCUCCCAAAUAGGCAACUCUCAACUGAACAAUACUUACACGAGAUCUACGCUUAUCGAUAUCUACACCACACGGUAGCAACUACACCGCGAGCCCAUCCAUCAUGGAUUCUGCAGGCGCAAAAUCAGCCAUGUCAAACGAUAUGAAAGAACUGAGGGAGGGCAAGGAGGAAAUCACCAACGAAAUCCGCGGCCACCUGGCAAACCUCUCCAACCCAAAUACCAGCGACAAGUCCAAGGACCAUAGCAAAGAAGAGCUAGAGUGCCUUGGAGGAAGGGAUACUCUCGAGGCGCAUCGGAAUAAACCAAUCAGCAAGAGCGCAGCCGAAGAGUUGUAUGGGAGCAGGGCUGCUGCGGGCUGAUUGUCAACUGUUGGUCGGGACUCGGGAGAUGGUGUUUGGAAGCUUGGUGUUAAUGUUCUACUUUAGGAUUCGUAUACUAUCAUGAUCUAGGAU